Oenanthe melanoleuca is the source of this 1038-nucleotide messenger RNA. Its product is annotated as hydrocephalus-inducing protein homolog. Gene Ontology annotation, cellular component: axoneme. The record is from RefSeq and is a predicted model, not a curated record. Gene Ontology annotation, biological process: cilium movement; axonemal central apparatus assembly. Lineage: Eukaryota; Metazoa; Chordata; Aves; Passeriformes; Muscicapidae. The annotation marks the transcript as partial. The transcript has 5 exons.
GGUCACACUUUUGGCUGUGGGUGCUCUCAGCACUGUAUCAGUGUCUCAGAGCACUACAGGAACUGAGGCUCUGUCCUUGCAGACCAAGGAGACCUCACACAGUUGGUUUCUGUGCCCAGGACAAUGAAUGCCAAUACUGGACACCAGGUCGGAGGCAGCAGGCGUUGGAGGAUGAGCCCUGUCCCUUUGCAGUGACACCCUCCAAAGGAACCCUUGAUGCAGGAAGGUGGCAGAACUUAAAAAUCCAGUUUACACCCAAGGAGGAGAGGUCUUACAAGGAUGAGCUGAAGCUUAGCAUUUGUGGGAGCAGACAUCACUUAAAGCUGCAGCUCUCAGGACAAGGUCUGGAGGCACGGUUGGAGUUCAGCCCCCCAGCACUAAAGAUGGGAUGGGUGCUGGUGGACAGCGAUGGGGUGGACGCCACAGUGGCGGUGAAGAACCCAUGCAACUUCCCUGUUGAGUUUUACUCACUGGAUUUCGAUGAGCAGUACCUUGAGGAGGAGUUCCUGCGGAUGGCAGUGCGGUCUGAGUACCAAAAGAACUCUUUAAUGCCUCCUGGUGCCGUGGGUGGGGCGCUGCCAGAGGAGCUGGAGCAUUGUGAAGCACAGAAGAGGCCGAGGGCUCAACGGGCAGAGCUCAAGGCCAUGGCAGAGGCCAUGGUCACAGAUGAGGCUGAGGCUGAGGCCAUGGACAAGGCAGCACCAGCAUAUGCCAGGGCUGUCACACCCUCUCCUGAGCCCAUGGUGGAAGUGCCUGGGAAUCCUGUCUCUUGGGCCGUCAUGCGCCACCUGGGCAUCGACCCAUCUUCGGAGAGGCGUGAGCCACAGCAGGACAGAGGGACUGUUCUCAUUGUCCAUGGGCCAUCCCAGGCAGGAAAGACAGAGGUAGCGGCGGCCCUGUGUCACUAUUAUGACACUGCUCACUUGUCCAUUGACACCGUGGUGAAAGAGGCCAUGGCCAGUGACCAGAGCCAAGCAGGGCACCGUGCCUGGCAGCUUUGCACCAAGGCUGCCGUGGAGCUGAAAGGUGAAAAUGAAG